AUGACUGACACGAAAACAAAGGGAAGUAUUAGCUUGAAAGGCUCAGCGCAGUUGGUGCAGGAGUUUUUCCACUACGGCAUCAACAGCAUACUUUACCAAAGAGGCCUAUAUCCGGGUGACACAUUCAAGAGGGAGAAGAAGUACGGUUUGACGCUACUAGUCACGAAUGAUAGCAAACUGCAGCAGUUUUUGGAGCCGCUCCUGAAACAAGUUGAAUUCUGGCUAAGCAAACGAAAAUUGAAGCGUUUGGUCGUGGUCAUUUCCGAAAUAAAAACGAAGGAGGUAAUGGAGCGAUGGCAGUUUGAUAUUCAUACUGAAGAAAUGAACGAAGAAGGCGAGAAUUCAACAAGGCAGAAGGACGAGAAGAAGAUAAAACAAGAGAUGUCCGAUGUCAUCAGACCUUCCUUGGUAAAAUCUACAUAUGAUAGCUCAGAACCUGAAUGCUAG
Molecule: messenger RNA, 447 nt
Organism: Cylicostephanus goldi
Lineage: Eukaryota; Metazoa; Nematoda; Chromadorea; Rhabditida; Strongylidae
Source: the annotation of a GenBank genome assembly